AUGGUUUCAAACAGGAGCUGGGCAAGAACCCCACCUGUUGUACCUACACGGUGGCAGACGACUCACCGGGUUCGGGUUCCCCGAUUUGCAAGAUCUUCGAGGUCAAUUGGCCCGCCGGGUUUCUCUCCGGCCGCCACGCGGCAUGACACGGCGGCUCACCCUGAUAUCCUCAAUGAGAUUCUGCAUACUGUUGGUAGCAGCACUCUUGACGACCCCUCACAACUAAACGGUAAUAUCGACAGUGAUACUUGUCCUGCAGCUCACGACGGCCCUGAUGCUGCUGGCACCUGGGAGACCGAGCCCGGUGGGGUUUACAUGGCGUUGGAAAUGAAAGUUAACGGAACGGUCGGUUGCGCAUACUACGUUUCUGAUACGGCAACGGUGUAUCUUCAAGACGACACGCGGGUUGUCGGACUCGAGCUAGUUGAAUCGCUGCUUUUUCAAGUCCGACCUACCAGCAUCAUCGUCCCAAGCCGCGCUCAGGGUGCGUUGGUAGACCUCCUUGAUCAUCUCGCCGGUGACAACACCGACACUGGCUUGGGUGAAGACGCGGAGCGUGGUUUUAAACUACGCUCCGUUGUGUCAUCCGACUUCAACCCAGGGCUUGGAAGGCAGCUUCUGGCACACCUGGAUGAUGCCAAACGUUUCAAAGCGGGCUCGGCCCAUUUCACAUCCGCUGUGGAAGACGUAGAGGGGAAUGACAGCCGCGAUGCUGUUCCUGCGCACCUCAGAGACGGUAGAAACACGCGGAAUAAACUUAUCCACCUAGGUACAUUCAUUAAUUUGGAUGGCCAGGUUUCCCUAGGUUGCGCGAGUGCGUUAAUCCGCGACCUCGAAAGAAGGCAAGCUACCACAAUAGGCUUACACGCGAAGCAAAUUCAUAUUCGAUCUGUUCUGACAGUAACAUACGAUGACUACAUGUUUGUUACAGCUGAGGCCUUGCUAUCGCUACAGAUUUUUCGCCCAGAUCUACGAUACGCCACUAGAACGGGCGCAGCGAUGAGUAACAACGGCAGCAUGGCUGGUACAUUACGUGGCAAACGCUCCGUCUUCGACAUGUUCUGUUCCCUGACCAUCACUUCGCAAGGACGUUGCACACUGCGCGAAAUGUUUGUUCAUCCGAGCACAGACCUUGCACUCAUCAAUGCGCGCCAGCAGUCUAUCUCAAACCUCCUAGACUCGAAAGGCCAAGAAUCAGUAGGAGUUAUCCGUGCGGCACUGAAAAAGGCCAAGAACAUUCUGCCCAUCCUGGCCCACCUUCGAAGAGGACUUUACUUUUCUGGACACUUCUCCUUGAUCAAGGAAAGUACCUGGGCGAACCUCCAAGACUUUUGCUCUGCUAUUUUGCAGAUCUUACUUGUGGGAUACAAAAUUUGCACCGUCUUUGACAAGGUACGCCUUGGCAGUGAACGCUCUUUGCGGAUUGGAAGGCCGGCUCUAGGUGAAAUCGACUCCGAGGCAAUUUUUCAAAUUCAAGAGAAGCUGGCUACGACGAUCGAAUUUCAAAAGUCGAGAUCUUGUGGUCGUAGUGUCGUUGCUCGAGGAGUCAGCCCUGAGCUCGAUGCACUCGGGUCCACGUAUAGCAGUCUUCAGGUUCGUCUCGAAGAGAUUUGCCAAGAGCACAAAGCCAGGCUGAGAAGCAGCGCUCAAGAUGAUAUCGUGGGGUGGAUUUUUCACCCUCGAAAGGGAUAUCUCCUCGUCGCAUCUGCCAUCAUCCGUGAUCACGGUGAUAACAGCAGUGACAGUAAACCUGCCUUGGACGACGAUCUUGGGUUUGGCUCCUGGGAAGAAAUAUUGCGAGACGACGGACUUUUGUACUUCAAGACUCCCAGCUUGUGUGAUGUAGACAAGGAGUUUGGAGAUCUAGCCGGACGGAUGCUUGAUCUUGAAGUGGAAGUGCUCCACUGUCUCGGAUCUGAGAUUUUGAAAAGGGAAGAAGCGCUGAUUUGUGCAUCCAACGCCAUUGGGCACAUCGACAGCAUUCUUGCUCUUUCCAAUGGAGCGAAAUCGUUCCAACUUGUUCGCCCGCAAAUGACCGAAGAAAAUGUCCUAUACAUUCGGAAAGGUCGUCAAUUAUGGCAAGAGACGGACCGAGCAAGUUUUGUGGUGAAUGACUGCCAGCUGUCAGGUGGCUCGGGCGAUCCCGCGGAAGACAUGGAUUGCGAUUGCUCACCUAUUCAAGACACAGACAACAGCACUCCAAGUACUGUUGUAUUGACAGGGCCCAACAAUUCUGGAAAAAGCGUCUAUCUAAGGCAGGUCGCGACGAUUCUGUUUCUUGCACACGUUGGAAGCUAUGUACCAGCGGAAGAGGCCGUUGUCGGCAUCACAGAUAAGAUUCUAACCAGAAUUGUCACACGGGAGAGUGUUUCGCGUAAUGAAAGUACGUUCGGAGUCGAUCUACGGCAAGCUGCAUUUUCUAUCAAUGCUGCGACGCGGAAAAGUCUUAUUCUUAUGGACGAAUUUGGAAAAGGCACGGCCACGGUUGACGGCGCGGCGUUGUUCGAUGCGCUGCUUGACCACUUUCUCCGCAUUGGGCAAAACGAAGCCCCAAAGGUACUUGCCGCAACACAUUUCCACGAAAUAUUCAAGCGCCGAGGAUUCAAACAGCACCCACGUCUAGGACUGUUCUAUAUGAGCGUGGCAGUAAGACCAAUCGCCUCGAAGCCCGAAGAAAAGGUGAAGUUUCUUCACAUACUUAGGGAAGGAAGAAGCACGGAGAGUUUUGGUUGCCACUGUGCGGCCAUAAGCGGUGUCACGCCUACUGUCGUUGAAAGGGCCAGCCAAAUCGCAACGUUGCUUGGACAAGGCGGUAGCCUUUCGAAAGUUUCCUUGCUGUCCCAAGUGGAGGGGUUUGAAAAGAUGAAGGGCAACGAAUACUGUGCACGCCGCUUUGUUGUGGGAAUGGCGAAAGCAGUAAAUUCAAGUACCGAUUUACGAGCUCCGCGUGAGCUACUCCGGUAUGUCUUAAAUGGGAAUAUGUGA
This is a messenger RNA of Sporothrix schenckii 1099-18, 2985 nucleotides long. Its product is annotated as DNA mismatch repair protein MSH5. The coding region runs from base 1 to 2985 and encodes 994 amino acids. NCBI's taxonomy places the organism in Eukaryota, Fungi, Ascomycota, Sordariomycetes, Ophiostomatales, Ophiostomataceae. Gene Ontology annotation, biological process: chiasma assembly; mismatch repair. The transcript is spliced from 4 exons. Gene Ontology annotation, molecular function: ATP-dependent DNA damage sensor activity; mismatched DNA binding; ATP binding. Gene Ontology annotation, cellular component: nucleus. The record is from RefSeq and is a predicted model, not a curated record.